CUCUUCCUUCCUGUUGUUGCAACCAAAGUAGCCGCGACAUGAGGCUGCAAUCCAUGUACCAGAAUCCUGGCGCGUUGAGAUCCACUGUACCGCUGGCGCGGUCAACCAGGAUGUCGGACAACUCUUAUACUUGACGCUGAUUGCACUGUUUGUAGCAAUAGACCCCACUGUCUACCCUGCUGCGUGUGGUAUCGGCCUCUCUCUUCCUCGCCAGUACGUUGCCCCCAAGUUGGCACUACUCUUCCAUUCUUCAGAUUCACUGUUAUGACUCUCUCUACUCACGGAUCCAAUGAUGGAGGCUCGAACGCAUCGUUUUCACAAACAACGGUACGGGUAGUCGGCUACACAGCCAUCUCCAUAGUGUCAGUGGCUAUAAUCGCCCGAUGCUUGCUGCAGUAUCUGCGGCCGAGGAGAAUAGUUGCCCAAGACUGCUGCAUGGCUUUUGCCUACGUACUUUUUCUUGCGCAAUGCAUACUCUACAUUGUCCUGUCACCCAUACGGGGUAAAGUGCAGGAGGCAACGGAAGGCAAGAUACCACGCUACCCCGAGCUUCCUUAUCAUGUCUAUCUCAUCGGCAGACUCAUUUUUCCUGCCUUGAUGUUCUUCUGGGCCAUCCUAUGGACUGUCAAGUUUGGCCUGCUUCUUCUUUACAGGAAACUGACUGUCGCGCUGCCGAGGGUGUACAAUCGGAUGUGGUGGUUCCUUGUCGUUUUCUGCGCCGUCUCACUUGUUGGGAACUAUGUCGCUUUCCUCACAUCUUGUGUAUCACUUCACAGCUUCUUCGAUGGGUCUGGAGGUUGCAACAACAAGAUCAGGCAGUUCGUCAGCAUUUGGUACUCAUUUGGUGCGGAUACGAUUACCAGUAUCAUGCUCAUCGUGUUUCCUUUGCAUCUCACGUGGAACCUUCAGAUGCCGCGCAGGCAGAAAAUUGCUAUCAUGGUCCUAUUUGCCAGCGGAGUCUUUUGCAUCUUGAUCGCCACUCUACGCGCUGCUAAUGUCACUGCGCGUACUAUCAGGACUGGUAAGACGAUGGACGGUACAUGGCUUGCAGUGUGGAGCAUGGCUGAGACCGCUGUUGCCAUUUUGAUCGGGCUUUGCCCCUCUUUUGCCAUCCUUAUCAAUGCAAACCGCAGAACGACUCAUAACGCCAAUGGAUGGGGCUUCAACCUGCGUACCAUUGGCAGUGCUUCAACACGCCCUAAGCCCAAAGCGACUAAUGCGCUGGAUACGUUUUGGACAAACAUACACGGUAGCCAGGAAGAGCUAGCAGGGAAACAAGAUAGUGCCUCUGUUACUACAACAGCCGACUAAGGUGAAGAGGGCCCGGGCAUGGCUAGAUGAGUGCGGACAAGGUCAUCAGGAUGAUGGAAAUGCGAGCUAGCAGCAGCUAGCACAGGCGCAGGGUAUUACGUCG
This is a messenger RNA of Alternaria rosae, 1414 nucleotides long. RefSeq lists its product as uncharacterized. NCBI's taxonomy places the organism in Eukaryota, Fungi, Ascomycota, Dothideomycetes, Pleosporales, Pleosporaceae. Bases 265 to 1311 code for a protein of 348 amino acids. The record is from RefSeq and is a predicted model, not a curated record. The transcript has 4 exons.